Microthlaspi erraticum is the source of this 705-nucleotide messenger RNA. NCBI's taxonomy places the organism in Eukaryota, Viridiplantae, Streptophyta, Magnoliopsida, Brassicales, Brassicaceae. The record is from the annotation of a GenBank genome assembly.
AUGGAAUCGAAUCUUCCUCAGUUCAAGCUGAUUUUGGGAUCUUCUUCGAUUGCUCGACGUCAGAUACUAACAGACAUGGGAUACCAAUUCACUCUCAUGAGUGCUGAUAUUGAUGAGAAAAGCAUCCGCAAGGAGAAACCUGAAGACUUGGUUUUGGCUUUAGCAGAGGCAAAGGCUGAUGCUAUCGUGUCAAAACUACAAACUACAGAAUCUAAAGAUGAUGAAGAACAACCUACACUCUUGAUUGCAUCAGAUACAGCUGAAGCAAUCAUGCAGCGGAUCUCUGAUGAUGACAAGAUACAGGACGACAAGUCGACAAUACUUGUUACUUGUGACCAAGUUGUCGUCUAUGAAGAUGCCGUCAGAGAGAAACCUUCGAGUGCAGAAGAAGCAAGGGAAUACAUAAGAGGCUAUUCCAAGGGACACACAGCAACAGUAAGCUCUGUGGUUGUAACGAAUCUCAAAACAGGAUUCAGAAAAGGAGGCGUCGACAGAGUGGAGAUCCAUUUCAAUGAAAUAUCGGAGGAGAUUAUCGAGAAAUUGAUUGAGGAAGGCAUGGUGAUUAAGGUUGCUGGUGCACUUCUAAUAGAGCAUCCUCUAAUAUUGCCAUGCGUUAAGCAAGUGGUUGGCACAACAGAUAGCGUCAUGGGUCUGCCUAAAGAAUUGACUGAGAAACUUCUAAAACAAGUAGUGGCAAGCACAUAG